AUGAGUGUUAAACCGUUAGAGGCGCUCCCGCCAACAGAAACCCUAGAAAUCGAAAACGGUCUCUCACUAGUCCCGCGGAUCAAGCUAAUCCUUACCGUCCAUCCUUCACUCUCCACCUCCGCCACUAAACCAAUCGACGAAUGGAAGCUAAAGCGCGCACUUAUAGACUUCCUAAAAACUUCACUUUCCCUCACCGUACCUGAAGAAGACCUCGGAAUCAAACGUUAUAAAGAUCUCAAAAAACGCAAGCGCGACGAUCCAGUAGCGCAUGGAACUCUCUGUAUCCGUGACUUGGGGUUUCUCAAUAAAGAAAAAGAUGAGGAUUCGAAAGUUAUAGAAGAGAAGUUUCUAGAUUGGAGAAAGUACAUUGUUGAAAAAAUGGACGGGAUUGAACUUAACCUAGAAGGAUAUAAGUACAAGCUUAGUGUUACUCUGCCGGAGAGUGAUGAUUUUCAAGGAAUGAAAAAAGCGUGGGAGGAGUUUUCUGUGUUUGGAAAUAGAGGAGGGAGACAAGAACCGGAUACGAUUGUAAUGAGAGGGGUCCCGUCUAGGUGGUUUGCGGAGCCUAGGGUUUCUUCUUCGAAGCCUUCCAUGUUAGUUACGCAUACUGUUUUCUCCACUUUUGGGAGGAUAAGGAAUCUUAAUGUCACUGAGGAUGAUGAUCAUGGUAAGGAUGCAGAUGAGGAUGACAUAAUUUCAGGUCUCUACUGCAAGAUUGUGGUCCAGUUUGAGAAGCAUGGAGACUUCUAUAAUGCUCUUAAAGUCUUAUGUGGCCGCUCAUUGCAGAAGCAAGGAACUUGGUUAAAGGCUGAUUAUGAGGUUACCUGGACCAAGGAUAGAUUGUUCCGAAACUCAAGUAGUCAAGUGAAAGAAAAGAAUGAUAGGAUGCCAGUAGUGGCAGGAGGGCACUACAGAAAUGAAGCUCCUAGACGGGAACGAUACAUUUCUCAGCUCACUUCAGAUGACACAAGUCGGAAGAGGUUCAAGGAAUAGGAGUAGUGAUGAGCAUGCGGAAGAAAUAUCUUCAGGUAGGACUUUAGAACAGAGAAGAAGCCAAUUCUUUCAGGUUCAACAACCUAAUAUUUAAUAUUUGUUGCCUUCUAGAAUUCUCUCUGUACCGAUUAACCUCGUGGAAAAUAAUGGGAGAGUUUAGUCCACUGUACUGUAAAAUAAUUUACAAUUGAUGUUGGCUUUUAUAGCGACAGGUAUUUAACUUGCAACAUAAGUCAAACUGACUUUUAUGCCGAAUUGAUUAUAAUUGAUAGCAACAUGACAAUGUAACCUCGUGAGCUUGUUUCUGGCA
Molecule: messenger RNA, 1303 nt
Organism: Ricinus communis (castor bean)
Lineage: Eukaryota; Viridiplantae; Streptophyta; Magnoliopsida; Malpighiales; Euphorbiaceae
Product: A-kinase anchor protein 17A
Exons: 4
Coding region: 1-993 (330 amino acids)
Source: RefSeq, a predicted model, not a curated record